CACGCUGCCUCAAUGAAGAUAAUCAUGUUUCUCAGAGGUACUCUGCUGGGAAUUAUUCUUUACAGCAUCCUCUGGACAGAAACUACUCUGGCUGGCUCUAGUUUUUUAAGCCCUGAAUAUAAAAAAAUACAGCAACAAAGGGAUCAAAAAAACCCCACAGCACAAUUACAUCGUCGAGGCACAGAAGGCUUUUGGGGUACAGAUGAAGCAGGGGCAGAAGAUGACAGUAACAGUAUUGAAAUUAAGUUUAAUGUACCCUUUGAAAUCAGUGUCAAGAUAACAGAAGAAGAGUAUGAAGAAUAUGGACAAGCACUGGAGAAGAUGUUGGGGGACAUCCUUGAAGAGAAUACUAAAGAAACUCGGACGAAAAACUGA
Phaethon lepturus (White-tailed tropicbird) is the source of this 375-nucleotide messenger RNA. RefSeq names its product ghrelin/obestatin prepropeptide (gene GHRL). Gene Ontology annotation, cellular component: extracellular region. The record is from RefSeq and is a predicted model, not a curated record. The transcript is spliced from 4 exons. Bases 13 to 375 code for a protein of 120 amino acids. Gene Ontology annotation, biological process: regulation of response to food; gastric acid secretion; positive regulation of growth hormone secretion. NCBI's taxonomy places the organism in Eukaryota, Metazoa, Chordata, Aves, Phaethontiformes, Phaethontidae. Gene Ontology annotation, molecular function: growth hormone-releasing hormone activity; ghrelin receptor binding.